Fusarium graminearum PH-1 is the source of this 1639-nucleotide messenger RNA. RefSeq lists its product as uncharacterized. The coding region runs from base 123 to 1310 and encodes 395 amino acids. The record is from RefSeq and is a predicted model, not a curated record. The transcript has 3 exons. Lineage: Eukaryota; Fungi; Ascomycota; Sordariomycetes; Hypocreales; Nectriaceae. Gene Ontology annotation, cellular component: fungal-type vacuole; plasma membrane.
AUCUGGUCUGUCUAUAUGUAGGGGGCCAAGCCAUCCCGUCUUAUUCUCCGAGUCUUUUUAUUUCUGACCCAGAUGUCAGCCUGCCAUGACCAUUAGCCAAACUUGUUGGUCGACACUCGACAAUGCCAGGCGAUUGUGGAUCGACCUGUCCGGCCUCUAAUGGCUUCUACACUUACAACCCGAGCGUAGGUGGUAACGCCGUGUUACUCACCGUCUUUGCUCUGCUUUCUAUUGCUACAAUCUACUUCGGAAUUCGAUCUAAAACCUAUCUAUUCUCUAUCAUACUCACAGCCGGGCUCCUCCUCGAAGUGUUGGGAUUUAUCGGCCGGAUUCUACUUCACUCAAAACGGGAUGACCAGGGACAUUUCUUUCUUGUUUUGUUUGGGACAAUUCUGGGCCCAUCGCUAAUGAGCCUCGCCAUAUUUAUUGUCCUUCCUCAUAUCCUUUGCAUUUAUGGAAGGCCAAUCUGUCCAUUUAGACCGUUGGUGGCUGGUCUGAUCUUCUGGGGACUCGCUGCUGUCACUAUCAUAUUCGAGCUUGUCGGCGUCAUAUUCAUGGCGUACGAGACGAAGAGUUUUAGCCGCAAACAGGGAGCAGCGAUUGCUGCCACAGGCUUAGCUAUACAAGCUUUAUCCUUGGUAGCAUGCACCGGGUUGCACUUUUGGUUCACACUCAGCUUAAGUACUCGACGAGGAACCCUCGAUGCCCGACAUUCACAGAUUUACUCGUCAUCACAGUUCAAGAAGUUCCUCAUGGCAAUGGAGAUGGCGUCUGCCCUUCUGAUUGUCUAUUCCUUCUACCGGCUUGUGGAGCUUGCAGACGGUAUUCCAGGAGAUGUGUUUCAGAACCAAGCUGCCUUUAUGGUUGUCGGGGGAGUGUUGCCAUUGUUAGCCGCAGGUCUCUUAACCAUCAUCCAUCCCGGGAAUGCAUUCGCUGAGGCUUGGGAUCCAACAUCACCUAAAAGUCUCAAACGCCAAAGCCGACCUGAUCCUGUGCAGUCACCCAGCGGCCACCCUGUCCACCACUUAUACGAUCCCGACAUCCGCAAGCAAGUCUCGCCGACUAGUCCAAAACAUCAGAGGAACUCUGGACCACCUGAGCUGCCCGAGGGCUCUAUGGGGCUCCCUGCGCAUCCCAAGCCUACACCAAAACCACCAAGCCCCCGAAAUCCUAGGGAACCCGGUGCCCCUCGCAAAGGACCACCCCUACCUUUAAAUCUUUCGGCUGUCCGAGCAUCACGAAAUAGUUGCCGAGCAGAACAGAGGGGUAUAACACCUAAGGAUUUGGUGCCUGAUGGAGAAUUGUGGUGAUGAGGUUAUCUAAGAAUUGAAGUUUUGAGGUGAGGAUUUAUGAUUUCUUUAACAGGAGCAGUAUUUGUAGCCACGGGGAGUACUGCUGGUUGGUUUACUCACUGUCAUAUAUUAUACCAAGGGGGGUGUUCGCUCAUUUAUUGUUGCGGGAGGAAAGACAGCAAGUGGUGUCUCUGAUACUAUCUUAUUACCACGAGCAUGAGUUGGUUUCUAUACCAAUAGAGAUUUGGACUUGGGUCAAUAUUAAUUGCAGGGUACUUUCGAAUUGUUUAGAUAUUGUGUAUCUACAUAUAGGCCUUAGUUCUGAUUAAUGUGAAUUUACCAACUAA